Raphanus sativus (radish) is the source of this 1550-nucleotide messenger RNA. RefSeq lists its product as uncharacterized. The transcript is spliced from 2 exons. The coding region runs from base 513 to 1550 and encodes 345 amino acids. The record is from RefSeq and is a predicted model, not a curated record. NCBI's taxonomy places the organism in Eukaryota, Viridiplantae, Streptophyta, Magnoliopsida, Brassicales, Brassicaceae.
GGGCUUCUUUCAAAAACAACCUACAAAUUCAAUUCAACCCCAAAACCAACCUCUUUUUUUUUGUCAUUACUAUUCACCAUGAAAAGUUCCAAACUAUCCUUAUGUUUUUAAAUUAUUUACAAAAUUGCCAUUAUUAUUUAAUUAUUUAAUAAUUUCGAAAAUCAUAAAAAACCUAUUACACCCUAAACAUUUCUUCUUAUUUACAAUAAUGCCAUUAUCAUCAAUUUUUCAACCACCAUUAACAACCAUUUUUGAGCUCAUUAAACCUCAAGAAUUCAAUAUACAACCACUUUGUUGUGAUUCUAAGCAAAAAAACUCUCAUUUCCUCUCAUUUCCUCUCAUUUCCUCUCCAUUUCAAUCUAAAAAUCUCCCAUAACUUUCAUUUUCAUAACUAUAAUUUCAUAUUUUCGAGUUUACACUGUUGUGAGUAGGCAAAGUUGGAUCCUUUUACUCAUAUUUGGAGCUUGGACGGUGGAAAAGGGUGGAAACAAGCUUUACAUCGGAAAAAGGUAAUGGUUAAUUUGCCUGUUGUGUAUGGAGAAUGGGUGGUGAAAGGCUCUUUGUGGGAGUUUGUGGUUGAUAAAUGGAAAAAAGGGAGAAUGUUCUUUGUGCAUGAUGGUUGUACAUAUGGUGAACUUCUUGAAAUGGCACAAGAAGAUUAUGAUCUGAACAAGAAAACCGAGAAGGUGGAGCUGACAUAUUCCUUACCAGACGUACUUUUAGAGCAAAUGGGUCCAGAUACUCCUCCUAUGCAUGUCACGAGUGAUAGACAAGUACGGAACUUGAUCGAGUUAUGUAAGACCCACAUUGUACGCCUUUGUGUAUCAAGCCAGUGUCAAGUAGAAGCUGGAGGUGACGACGAUGCUCAAGAAACUGCUGAUGUUGCUGUUGAUGCUGAUGUGUCUGAUAGUGGUGAUGAAGGGUUUGAUAAAGAUUGGAAUGAGGCUGAUGAUGCUCAAGAAACUGAUGAUGAUGCUCAAGAAACUGCUGAUGUUUCUGUUGAUGCUGAUGAUGCGGUUGAUGCUGUUGAUGCUGUAAACUACAGUGAUUAUGGGAAAUUGAAAGAUGAGGAUUCUGAUGAUCAAGGGUUUUAUGAUGGACAACAAGCGGAGUAUGCUGGUACUGGAGGAAGAUUGAUGUCUUUUAAUGAAGAUAUAUAUGUCGGUCAGAGUUUUGCUAGUAAGGCUGAGCUCGUUGCAAAGCUGAAGUUGGUUGCUGUGAAAGGUAAAUUUACGUUCACAGCUUACAAGACAACGAAAACUUUGUACGUGGCUAAGUGUCGUGUUGAAGGAUGUGGUUGGAAGCUCAGAGCGAGUGUGAAGCAUGGACCAAAGACAUUUUGGGUGACAAAAUAUUUGAAAACUCAUACAUGUUCAGUGGGGGAUCGGAUGGCUCAACGGAAACAGUAUACUCCGAAAUAUGUUGCUAGACUGUUUAUUGAGUCUAUUGGGAUUAUAGAUGGGAUUACACCGAAGCAUAUCGAAGAUUCGAUGCGGAACAUGUUUGGUCUGAACCUUACUCAUAAACAAGUGCAGUUUUGUACUCUCUAG